Cynara cardunculus var. scolymus (artichoke) is the source of this 1466-nucleotide messenger RNA. RefSeq names its product protein arginine N-methyltransferase PRMT10. The coding region runs from base 39 to 1190 and encodes 383 amino acids. The record is from RefSeq and is a predicted model, not a curated record. Lineage: Eukaryota; Viridiplantae; Streptophyta; Magnoliopsida; Asterales; Asteraceae. Gene Ontology annotation, molecular function: protein-arginine N-methyltransferase activity. Gene Ontology annotation, biological process: peptidyl-arginine methylation. Gene Ontology annotation, cellular component: nucleus. The transcript is spliced from 8 exons.
CAUAAUUCCACACAAAGGGAGGUCAUUCGUAUAUACAAAUGGGAAGUGCAGCUAACGGUGCCGCCGCCGCCGCCGCCGACAUGGCUACAUCCACCAGCAAUGGCCUCGCCACCGUCGACAAAGGAGUCGAUUUCGCCAACUACUUCUGCACUUACGCCUUUCUCUACCACCAGAAAGAGAUGCUUUCCGACCGUGUUCGAAUGGACGCUUAUUUCAACUCUGUUUUCAAGAAUAAACAUCACUUCAUUGGAAAAACUGUGUUGGAUGUUGGAACAGGGAGUGGCAUUUUAGCAAUUUGGUCAGCACAGGCAGGUGCAAAGAAGGUCUAUGCUGUGGAAGCUACUAAGAUGGCUGAGCAUGCUCGUGAGCUGGUUAAAGCAAAUAACCUUCAUGAUGUGGUUGAAGUGAUUGAGGGUUCAAUAGAAGAUAUAACAUUGCCUGAGAAAGUUGAUGUAAUCAUCUCCGAGUGGAUGGGAUACUUUCUUCUGCGUGAAUCUAUGUUUGAUUCUGUAAUCUGUGCUCGUGAUCGCUGGCUGAAACCAACUGGAGUUAUGUAUCCCAGUCAUGCUCGCAUGUGGUUGGCGCCUAUCAGAUCAGGACUAGGAGAUCAUAAGAUGAGUGAUUAUGAAGGAUGUAUGGAUGAUUGGCUAGGUUUCGUUAAGGAAACUAAAUCUUAUUACGGUGUGGAUAUGAGUGUUUUGACAAAACCGUUUUCUGAAGAGCAAAAAAAGUACUACUUGCAGAAUUCCGUGUGGAACAACCUGCAUCCAAAUCAAGUUGUAGGGACAGCUGCUAUCUUAAAGGAGAUUGAUUGUUUAAAGGUAACCGUUGAAGACAUCCUCAAAGUUCAAGACAGUGUUUCAUCAACAAUUACCAAAGAGGACACAAGGCUAUGUGGGUUUGGUGGCUGGUUUGAUGUCCAUUUUAAUGGAAGGGAGGAGAAUCCUGCUGAAUGUGAGGUUGAGUUGACAACAGCUCCCAGCAUAGAUGAUGGCACACAUUGGGGACAACAGGUUUUUCUCUUGCAUCCACCUGUGCGUGUCAACCAAGGGGAUGAGAUCCUUGUUAAUUUUUCAAUGAGCCGUUCUGAAGAAAAUCAUCGUUUGAUGAAGGUUGAUCUUGGGUAUAAAGUUAAGUUGUCAUCUGGCAAGAUGCUGCCUCCAGUCAUAAACAAGUUCUAUAUAGAAUGAGGCCGAAGAAAAGGACUAUUAUUAACAUCUCAAAGUCCCUUUACGAAUUGGAAGAGCGACAAUACUUUUACAACGAGCAUUUGCAGCAUCUCCAGGUAACCAAAUUGAAGCCAGCAUGGAACUUCUACUCUUUUUCCCACUGAGCUGCUAUCUUUUCAUGUAAUUUAUGUUGUAUGGUAUCUGGUCUAUUUCUUGAAUCCUUUUCUAAACUGGAAUUCAUUGUAAAACUUACAUGUUAUAUACAAUUAAAAGAGCAAUCAUUGAAAUUUUUGCUGC